Messenger RNA from Daphnia magna, 980 nucleotides. RefSeq lists its product as uncharacterized. The transcript has 3 exons. Lineage: Eukaryota; Metazoa; Arthropoda; Branchiopoda; Diplostraca; Daphniidae. The record is from RefSeq and is a predicted model, not a curated record. The coding region runs from base 66 to 980 and encodes 304 amino acids.
UGGUGGUCCGCACGUUUCUUGUUAAGGGUUCAAUAGAUCCAGCUAAAGAUAAGAAAGGGAACACUAUGAGGUAUGAAAAUGUUUAUCUCAUCAACUGUGUGCUGUUCAAGAUGAAAAGCAGCCGAGCCUACAAAUUCCUACGAGAAAUGCAGCUCCUACCGCUGCCAGGAUUGUCUACCAUACGAAGAUUAAUGAGCUCAUCACAAUGUGUUUUGGGCUUCAACAAACUAGCCUUGGAAAACAUUUGUGAAGCAAUGUCAGGAAAAUCUGCACAUGAACGUUGGGGUGGAGUAAUGUUAGACGAGAUGGCAAAUGCCAAAGGAAUCGAUUUCGACACAUGUACUCUUCCUUGGAAGGGAACUGUAGAUUAUGGUGGAGAAAUCUCCGACUUGGUUCCCAAUGGCCUUGCUGACCAUAUCCUGGUAUUUGUUUUCCGACCCUACUUAGCUGGUUGGAUACAACCUUUCGCUUGGUUCGGUACCAAAGGUGGUGCCUCUGGUACUAUCUUGGUAGAACUAAUCAUCAAAGCUUUUGCAUGCCUACACAAUCAUGGCGCAAUUGCUAAACAUGUCGUUUUUGAUGGAAAUCAAACGAACAAAUCGUUAAUGAAGCAAUUUGGAAUAUCGGGAGAAGAAGAGGGAGCAAGUUGCCUUGAUCAUCCACUUCAACCUGAUUCCAAAAUUCAUUUUAUGGUGGACGUUCCACAUUUAUUGAAAGUUGUAAGAAACAAUAUGGAAUCACAUCGUUGUGUACAGUUCCAGGGACAUUUGGUCAAUUAUAAACAUUACGAGGAAUUGUUUGAUUUCGCAAAGACGAAGCAAAUCACCCUUGGAUAUCACCUAUCCUACGCUCACAUCCACCCGAACAACUUUCAAAAAAUGAAUGUUCGUUUAUGCGCACAACUAUUUUCAAACAAAACUGCGAUGGCGUUCAACAUCUUAAGGAAUCAACAAGAAGACACAGAAGGACAGAAAACAUAG